AUGGACUCGAAUGUCUCACCGCAUCCGGAGGGACCUGGUGACGAGGCAUUACCGUUGGUACCUUUAAAUCGAAGUCCUCCACUGGAACGGCGCCAGCGAGCCAUGGCAUUGAGUCAGCUGUCUCUCCAGUCAAUGGCUAGUAACCACUAUGACGCAACAGAUGCUGCGGGUGAUGACGAAACAGUAAGCAUGCUACAGGAGAAAGAUAAAGACAAAGCGAAACCAUUUAAACUACACCAGGCGUCUUCGACUGGAGACGAGGCUGAAGUUAAGAACAUCUUAAGCAAAGAGCCUGAUUUGAAUCUCCUAGAUAAGUCAGGAAGAACUCCAAUUCACAAUGCCAUAUUAGGACGUCACGUGAAAAUCAUAGAAAUGCUCCUGGAGGCUGGAGCUGACGCAAGUCUUCUGGAUGAGAGCCACGAUGCACCACUCCACACGGCGGUCCGGACAAGGGACGAGAACCUUGUGAAAGUAGGUUUUUUGGCAGAAUAAAAGUGAUCGGGUCAUGCUUUGUUUAGUCCUCAGCUGUUGUUAAAGUUAAAUUAACCACCGGAGUGAAUUUGUAAGAGGACGUUUUGGGUGUUAACCCCUCGUCAGGGCAAAACAGAUUAGAAGAAAAAGUAGCGUGGCGAACCCAAUUAUUAGACUACGUAGCAAGCGUUCAUUAUUUGCAAAAGCACGCGAGGGGGAACAAAACUACGAGCGAGGGCGAAAAAUUGGAAUUGAAUGUAAGCUGUCUUUACUUGUUCAGCUGAGGUAAAUAUCUAAUGCGUUGCGGCAGGAGCAAAGUCGCGAGAGAUGACCGACUCGCUUUGCUGGCCGACUCUCGGUUCUUUCGCCGACGGCUUCGCUGUGCGCUCCUUUACGCAUUGCUUAAAGAUUUCGAUAAGGAAUCUUUACGCUUCUUAACGGAUAGCGUAAAGGUAUCCUUAACACAUAUUUACGCACAACAAAAACAACACUAGCUGUAUGUUCGAUGCUUACAACACUUUAGCAAUACGUUAUGUACGUCCUGUCAGGCUUUGAUGCCUACAGACUCGCUGCAAAAUUACUUCAACACCAUCCAGACUCCAAAUACAAUCGAAAAUAGAAAUGUCAUAUGAUCCUGAAUC
Messenger RNA from Orbicella faveolata, 1112 nucleotides. RefSeq lists its product as uncharacterized. Gene Ontology annotation, biological process: protein K6-linked ubiquitination. NCBI's taxonomy places the organism in Eukaryota, Metazoa, Cnidaria, Anthozoa, Scleractinia, Merulinidae. Gene Ontology annotation, cellular component: BRCA1-A complex; BRCA1-BARD1 complex. The record is from RefSeq and is a predicted model, not a curated record. Gene Ontology annotation, molecular function: ubiquitin-protein transferase activity; protein binding.